GCUUACCUGUGUCAGUGUUGAACAUCUGCUACACUGUUGUGAAUGCAGUUCAGUGUCGCAUUUGAGGCGAAAUUGGAGUAUGAUUUGAGACGGAUAUGCCUAAAAGUAGGAUUUGGGCUGCCAGGGUGAUUAGUGCCGUUUACUCACCAUCCCAGAUGUAAGAGAACCAUGAAAGCUGUGAAGAUAUCAUAGGUGAUGAAGGCAUAGGAGAUCAUCCUGGUGAUACUGAAGCAGAAUCCUUGAAACUCAAGCCCAAAAUCAAAAUGAUAAAAUUUAUGAAACACCAGAAGAAUUCAAAAUCAGCGGCUGCACUCAACCCUGAAACUCCAAUAGACGUGGACUUUAAGACCAUUGAAGGCAUAGCAGAUUCCCCUGGAGAUCCUAAAAUGGAAUGUCAGAAACACAAGCACAAAAUCAAAAUAUCAGACAAAAUGAAAAUUCUGGACUUCAUGAAACGCCAGAUGAAUUUAAAAUCUGCACCUACUCUCACCCCUGAAACUCAAUCAGUAGAUAUGGAUUUUAACGGAAACCUUGAACAGAACCGUCUGGCUGAAGCACAACAGCAACUGGUGGCAGCUGAGGAACACCUCUUUGGUUCAAAUGAAGUGGCCAGGGCAGAGGAUGAGGAGGACAAGCUGCUAACGAACUAUGAAAUAUUCAUGAUUCGACUGAGGAUGGCCAUCUAUGACUCCUUCAAUAAGGAAAACAAUGAGACACUCAAGAGUGCUUUGACUUCCAUACUUCAGGAGGAGGCACAGGACAGACGCUGGGAUGAAGUGGCUGUGGAGCAACGUCCAAUAUGGAGGCCCACGAAGUGCAGAGAAUUGCAUGACACACUACUCCAGGCUGUUGUUGAGGAACGAAUGAAGAAUGCAGAUGAACAGGAGAACGGGGCAGACAAGCUUUCUACCUCUUUGAAGAGAGAAGUGUGUCGGAUUGGCAAGCAAGUACAAAAAGACCUGCUCAGAGUGGUCAGAGAGCUGAGAGAAUGUUACCCACCAGACUUUGACAUUUGUAGGAUGUAUUCUCAGCUCUACCAUCAAGCCUUCUCCAACAGACUCCAAGAGCUAGCAAAAUCGAGUAUUGAUUUUGAGGAUUGCUUGUAUAUAUUGAGUUGGAUUGUCGAUUACUACCCAAGAGAUGUGUUGAAGCACAAAGAAUUGAAGGAACAUAUCAAAAAUUCAUCACUUGGACCUUUGUUACCUGAAGAACAUCUUAAGACAUUAGAGGAACAGUACUUUUCAUACAAAGAGCAUGAGGUCACAAAGUGGUUGUCUAAUGCUCUUGAGAAAGAAGUGAUCAAAUGGAUUGAUGGCACAGAACCAGAACUCAUGGAUGGAUGCUACUUCAGCAACCUUGCUGUAGAUGUUAUACCACUUGUUGAUGUAACUGUGAGAGAGGUCAAGUCAAUUCUUGGCUGUGAAAGUAAAGCCCAGAAUAUUCUAUGCCAGCUGGACAACUUUCUAAUAAGGUAUAUGAAAAGUCUGGAGGAACUGCUCAAAACAAAACAAGAAAACAUUCCUAAUACUCUCAGUGCUAAUCUGGUUAGCAUUCACCAGUUUAGGUAUUAUGUACAAAGAGCUGAAAAUAAUUUCUCAGAGGAGACUAGAACAGCUUGCCUGUCCACAUUAUCAGACCUAAAAUCAUUUUGUCACAAAUAUUUCCUCAGUCGAAUUCACACAGAUCUGAAGCCAAUAUACCAUAAACUGUGGACUCAAGUCUGGUUUACUGGUCACCAUGAAGUUGUGGAGGAGCUGGUGAAGGCGCUUGAGAAUAACACUGAUCAUUUUAAAGAGAUGAAACCUGAAUGCCUGGAGGAACUACUGGAUGAGCUGCAUAAAGAUGUAAUGGUUGAGUAUGUGAGGCGAAUGAUGAAGCGAAAACUGAAACUGAAAGACAAAGAGCAGCAAGAGGCAGCUGCCAAGUUCAUCUGCCAAGACAGCAGUAAAAUCUGCUCUGUGUUUACCAAAGUGGGAUCCAAACAGGAGUGGCUCUCUCAAAUUCUCCCCAGAUUAGCUGAGAUUUUGAGACUGCAGGACCCCGGGAGCCUGCAGAUUGAGAUAGUUACACUGGAAAGAGUCUAUCCUGACCUUAGUGAACAGCAUGUUCUUGCUGUCUUGAACCUGAAGACCAACCUAUCAAGUUCAGAUUUGCGCAGGAUCAAAGGGUGUUUGAGAGAGCAUAGGGGUAUGCUAGACACUGAGUCUUCCCCUUCCUUCUUUUCCAAAGUACUUGUCAAACGGAAAAUCUUAUAAGUGCCCUGUUGGUCAAUAGCUAAUGUUGCUUAUAUAAAUGUGAUGUACACAGUGAUAAGUAAUGUGUUGAAUUGUUAAGUAGUAUUUAUUAUUGAGAAAAUUAAUGGAUUUUAUUCUGUCACAGUCUUACACAUUUCUCAUUGCUAAAACGCUUAAUUUAGCAAACAAUGUAAUAUAACUACACAAUGAAGUACUGCAUUCUGUUUAGGUAAUGCAUUUAUUAAAAGAAAAAACUGAUAUAAAAAACUAUAGACAUGCA
Molecule: messenger RNA, 2514 nt
Organism: Myxocyprinus asiaticus (Chinese sucker)
Lineage: Eukaryota; Metazoa; Chordata; Actinopteri; Cypriniformes; Catostomidae
Product: tumor necrosis factor alpha-induced protein 2-like
Exons: 13
Coding region: 264-2255 (663 amino acids)
Biological process (GO): exocytosis; exocyst localization
Cellular component (GO): exocyst
Molecular function (GO): SNARE binding
Source: RefSeq, a predicted model, not a curated record